Messenger RNA from Harmonia axyridis, 3381 nucleotides. RefSeq names its product ATP-binding cassette sub-family G member 8. Lineage: Eukaryota; Metazoa; Arthropoda; Insecta; Coleoptera; Coccinellidae. Gene Ontology annotation, cellular component: plasma membrane. Gene Ontology annotation, molecular function: ABC-type transporter activity; ATP hydrolysis activity; ATP binding. The transcript is spliced from 15 exons. Bases 463 to 3249 code for a protein of 928 amino acids. The record is from RefSeq and is a predicted model, not a curated record.
UUUCCGCCAAGCCACCAGUCAACAGGUGAAUUCAGUACACAGAGCGUCGCCCGAGACUGCGUUCGAACCGAUUCGGUGACCUGUGAUCAUAGAAAACGCACGAGAUUCCGUUGUUUGGUUCUUGUAAUAACAUUUCGUGAUUGUUGUUAACUCGCGAUAUUCAGUAACUGUUUGGCAUUCUUCUCGUUCUACAGACGUUAAAGUGACUCACUACGUUGUUGUGAAAUUGGUGACUAAUCUACUGAUCACUUGAUUCUACGCGUCGUCUUAAUCGCCAAUAGUUUGUGCUCUUGGAAGUAUCCAGUCGUUGCAGAAAGUGUCAAAAUUGCGUGAGACAAUAGUCUUUUGACAGCCAUGAAAGGAGUCAAGGUUCUAGUGGACUGCGAUGGUUCUGAGGCGUAACAAGGUCUUUUUCUGGCGUUUAGAUCGAAUUUAGCUUUGGGAUAGGGUUAUCAAGCAACGAUGGUACGAAGUAGAACACCUUCACAAUGCGAUGGAUCCAUGACGUUUGAAAUGCAGAGAAAAUACUCUGUUCCUUCAAAUCCAGAAUCCAGAGCCUUCUCGGGUACAACAAGUGAAGAUCUUCAUGCAUGGUCCAUAUAUCGGCAAAACCUGAAUUCUGAUUUUACCGAUAAUGCUUUGGGAUCACAAGACAAGAGUCCACUGCCUUAUGGAAAUUUUCAGUUGAGGGACACAACAGUGCAAUCCAUUCUUUCUCAUCCUAGAUAUGGACCGAAAUCUGCGUUGGGGUCCAACAUGUACACGUACUUGAAAUUUGGACUACCUAGAGUGUUUCCGCCAAACCAUGACCCAAAUCGUUCAGGCACACCUCAGCAUUUCAUUAGGAAUUCAUCAACAAGACCGAGAGAGAAAUCAUCCAAAUCAGGCCACCGAAUCCCCAGAGAUGGCAGCUCAGGCUACGACAGCUCAGACAACGAAACGGCGAAUCAAUACAAACAAAACCGGAAAUACAGAUCGGAUCCCGACUUCCGGAUGCAUAACGUCAAUAUGACGUACCAACACGAGACUGGAAUACCUUUGGCAGCAUUGAAACAGCAUGGCGUCAGCCAACCUCCUCCAAGCCAGUUCAAUCGUAACAAAAGCAUCUCCGAAGCUAAUCUUCUCAUGACUGAAUAUUCGAAGGGCGGUUAUAACCCCCAAAUGAGGGAUCCUAGGAGGAACAGUGUUGCAGAUUUUGGUAUGCGGGAUUAUGUAGACCAUGGAACGGUUGGCAACAUGAACAGACCUUUUCCUAAGCCAGAAAGUCACCUUUCAUACGCUACAAGAAAAUCACAACCUAUGGCUCCAAGGCCUGAAUUCCUUCCUUCAGACGAUGAAAGUAGAACAGUUUUUCUCUAUCCACAUCUUCAAGUGUUAGGACUUAGUGUCUGUCCAGAAAGAACCUCCUGCUGUGGCGGUAGUCACUAUCUCCUCCUCAACGACAUAUCCUUCGAAGUCAGAGGCGGUGAAAUGCUUGCCCUAAUAUCCACCUCAGAAGAGGAGAGCACCACCUUGCUUGACAUCCUAGCAGGAAGAAGGGAUGCUCUUGCAGGAGACAUCAUCCUCAACGGACAACGUGUUAGAAGCAACGCCCUAAAAUCAAGGGUGGCGUAUGUACAAAACGACCUUAAUCUUUGUGAAGACAUGACAGUUGCGCAGACUCUCAGAUUUCAUUAUGAUCUCAAGAAACCCACUGAUAAAUUAGGAUAUUUCAAAUUGGAUGCCAUGGAUAGGAUAAAUGUUUUGAUAGAGGAUCUUGGUCUGGAGCAAGUGAGACAUACCAAAGUGGCCUCGAUGACUGUUUCUGAGAAGAGGAGGUUAAAUGUAGCGUGCCAGUUGUUACUAGAUACUGAUAUUGUAUUGUUCGAUCAGCCUACUAAGGGAAUGGAUAUUUUCGAUACUUUUUUCCUUGUAGAAUACUUGAGGCAGUGGGCCAGUGGUGGAACGAGUAAUGCUUUAGGAAAAAUAGUUAUAUUGACCCUUCAUCCUCCUACGUACGAAAUAUUCACAAUGCUCUCCAGGAUACUAUUGCUAUCUGCUGGAAGAAUCAUGUUCAGUGGUAGGAGAAGAGAUAUGUUGCCAUACUUUGCCUCAGUAGAUUAUCCAUGUCCUUCGUUCAAAAACCCUUCAGACUACUAUUUGGAUCUAGUGACCUUAGACGAUUUAUCCGCUGAAGCAAUGCUUGAAUCUUCACAGCGCAUAGAACAAUUAGCAGAAAUUUUCAGACAGAAACAGGAACCUUUGAGCGAUCCUGGACCGCCUUCUUCAUUACCUUCAACUGUUAAAUCUUCGAAUUUCCUAGUACAAGCCUCUGUUUUAUUCACGAAAUCGUUAGUUUACACCCAAACCAAUACAUUUUUGUAUUGGCUGACGUUAUUGGUAGCUUCAGCUAGUCUUUCCCUGAUAGUAGGAGCAAUAUUCUGGGAUGUGCCAAAGACAGAUUACAAUUUGAGUCUGAACGACAGACCAGGUUACCAUUAUGCUGUGAUGUGUUUGAUGUGCUGGCCACUUCUAUUGCAGCUGACCUAUUCGGAAAUAAGACGAAACAGGAAGGUGGUAGAGAGAGAUAUAAGACACGGACUCUAUGGGAGAUUUACUUAUAUCUUCUUCAAGACUGUAUUCAACAUUUUUCCUUCCCUUUUUAUAUGGAUAAUUUAUCUUGUGCCAAGUUAUUCGAUGUCCGGGUUGUAUAUGCAGAGUCCCAACGAUUAUGAUGGAUUCUACGUAUAUUUGGGUGUUAUGCUUUUAUACUUGAGUUGCGUUCAGAUAUUCCUAACCGCAUUCAUAUAUCUGUUUGCUGCUUCAAAUGCUUCAGUCUUCUUUGCGUCUAUGGUCAUGACGUUAUUGUUUAGUUCAUCUGGUUACUUCAUUCAUUUCAAUGAUCUGCCAGUGUAUAUUAAAUAUCUUAAGUUUGCAAGUCCCACAGAAUGGUUGCUGCCUUUUUUGCUGAAUCGAGAAUUGACACCGACGGCACUAGCAACUGUUCUUUCAUCGCCUCCCUUAUGUAGAAAUAAGCAGAUUCAGCACCAAGAUAUAAUUGUCCAGUUGCCAUGUCCAGUACCUAACGGGACCCAAAUAUUACACAAUUACGGCUUUCUAGAUUCUCAAAAGGAAGUCAUAAACUACGAAAACACUCCAUUGGCUUUAACGAUCUUUUAUAUUGCUUGCUUUGUCCUUACAAUAUUCGCAUUUGUUGUCAAUUUUGGUAGUUCAAAAAAGAAUAAACAAAGAAACGGAAAUUCAUACUAACUUUAUUGAAGCGUUGUUUCGAGUAGCUAUACUCGAUUUAUUGUUGAUAUUUAAUCGAAUAUAUUUGUACAAAUAUUUAUAAGUGAAUAUUAUGAAGAAUAAGAUGUAAUAAAUUAUUAUAUUUGAAUGAUA